Micropterus salmoides (largemouth bass) is the source of this 2011-nucleotide messenger RNA. RefSeq names its product arylsulfatase family, member K (gene arsk). The coding region runs from base 147 to 1715 and encodes 522 amino acids. Lineage: Eukaryota; Metazoa; Chordata; Actinopteri; Centrarchiformes; Centrarchidae. The transcript is spliced from 8 exons. The record is from RefSeq and is a predicted model, not a curated record.
UCAAGUCCCAGAGACUCGAAAGGAACUUGCGCGUUCAAAGAGGAACACUUUCUGAAUUUCUUCUCCGACGAAUCUCAUCUAAUUCAGACACAUCUCUUCUUUCAUAAUAGCAAAUCAUCAGAACUUGAAGGAGCUGAAACGCUGUCAUGAAUACAGAAGUGUUGGCUUUGAUUGUCCUGUUUCAACUUUUUGAUCAAAGUUUGGGCCAAAAUGGAACCAGACCCAACGUUGUGAUGGUGAUGAGUGAUGCAUUUGAUGGGCGAUUGACCUUUGAUCCUGGCAGCAAAGUUGUGCAGCUUCCAUAUACGAACUACCUCAGUGAGCUUGGUACCACAUUCCUCAAUGCUUACACCAACUCACCCAUCUGCUGCCCCUCAAGAGCAGCAAUGUGGAGCGGUCAGUUUGUUCACCUCACUCGGUCAUGGAACAACUACAAGUGCCUCGAUGCUAAUGCAACAACAUGGAUGGAUUUGCUGAAGGCGAACGGAUAUCUUACCAAGAUAAUGGGCAAGCUGGACUACACCUCAGGCAGUCACUCUGUCAGUAAUCGAGUUGAGGCCUGGACACGAGAUGUUCAAUUUCUCCUGCGCCAAGAGGGCCGGCCUGUUACACAACUUGUUGGGAACAUGUCAACAGUAAGGAUCAUGAGAAAAGACUGGAAAAACACAGACAUGGCUACCCAGUGGAUCCACCAGAGAGGUGCAUCCUCACACCAGCCCUUUGCUCUUUAUCUUGGCCUCAAUUUACCUCACCCAUAUAAAACUGAAUCACUGGGGCCCACUGGAGGAGGAUCCACCUUCCUUACCUCACCAUACUGGCUGAAAAAGGUGUCUUCUGAGCUCAUCACUGUUCCUAAAUGGCUGCCCAUAGCUGCCAUGCACCCUGUUGACUUCUACUCCACCUUCACCAAAAACUGCAGUGGUGUUUUCACUGAGGAGGAAGUCAAACGCAUACGGGCUUUCUAUUAUGCCAUGUGUGCUGAAGCAGAUGCCAUGCUGGGCCAGGUGAUUUCAGCUCUGAGAGAGAAUGGGCUGCUUAACAACACUGUUGUGAUCUUUACGGCUGACCAUGGAGAGCUAGCCAUGGAGCACCGGCAGUUUUACAAGAUGUCGAUGUUUGAAGGCAGCUCCCAUGUUCCUUUGCUGGUCAUGGGGCCUGGGCUUAUGUCUGGCCUGCAGGUCAACCAACUUGUGUCUUUGGUUGAUCUCUAUCCCACUGUGCUGGACAUUGCUGGUAUUCCAGCACAAGGUAUCCUCAGUGGCCAUUCGCUCCUUCCUCUGCUAUCCAAGGCAAGCGCUUUUUCAAACAAGCAACAUCCAGACUGGGUUCUGAGUGAAUAUCAUGGUUGUAAUGUCAAUGCCUCUACAUACAUGCUGAGAAGUGGCCGGUGGAAAUAUAUUGCCUAUGCAGAUGGCCUGAGUGUUCCCCCACAGCUUUUUGACGUAACACUGGACAAAGAAGAACUUCAUAAUGUAAUUCUCAAAUUCCCAGAUGUGCGGGCACACCUGGACAAGCUUUUGCGCAGCAUUGUAGAUUAUCCAAAAGUUUCUACAGCUGUCCAUCUCUACAAUAAAAAAGCAUUUGGUGUCUGGCGCCAUAGUUUGGGGAGAAACUACAGCCAGGUCAUUGCUAACCUCAGGUGGCAUGUAGAUUGGCAAAAAAAUGUGUUAGCCAAUAAGAGAGCUAUUGACAAGUGGCUCUAUGGCUCAGUUUGAAAUCUUUAUGGUUAACUUUAAGGUGUCUGUUUUUUAAUGAGAUGGACUCUUUUACUCUCACAUCUUAGACAACCAGAGAGCCAAUAAUGGGUAAUAUCAGAGUAUCCUUUUUAAUGUCCUAGGCUCACUCUAUGACUGAAUCUGGACUUUUACUUAUACAUCACAUCUCUGACACGUAUCCACCACCACACAAAAGUUAGACUUUCAGUGGGGAUAGUGGGGAAGAAUGUACAUAUCCUUUCAUUAUUUAUUUCUUAAUCCAUUAAUUUGUUUCAAAUAAAUACAUAUGUUGCUCA